Messenger RNA from Gadus macrocephalus (Pacific cod), 4113 nucleotides. RefSeq names its product zinc finger E-box-binding homeobox 2-like. The record is from RefSeq and is a predicted model, not a curated record. The coding region runs from base 337 to 3831 and encodes 1164 amino acids. Gene Ontology annotation, biological process: anatomical structure development; regulation of transcription by RNA polymerase II. Gene Ontology annotation, molecular function: RNA polymerase II cis-regulatory region sequence-specific DNA binding; DNA-binding transcription factor activity, RNA polymerase II-specific. Lineage: Eukaryota; Metazoa; Chordata; Actinopteri; Gadiformes; Gadidae. The transcript is spliced from 8 exons.
GACUGUUACUCACUAUCUCGACUAGCUUCCCGAAGUGUAUCACGACAAGGCUCUUAAAAUGAAGGAAACUCACUUGAAAAUCGGACGACAAAUUUGCGGCGCAGUUGGGUUUUGUUAACAACAGCGUUCCACUAGGCAAAGUUCCUAACGACUAGCAAACUUUCUUUGGAAAGUUAAACCGUCGACCGCGGGGCGGGAGGGGUCUUAGCGGUUCACCUUGUGAAUAAGUGAUCCAAGGGGGCCAACCUCUCCCUGGAUGACAUCACUCCAGCUCGGUGCUUGUUGGGUCGUCUGGAGUCCUCUCACGACUCUAGUCCCCCGCUGUGAUCGUCAGCGAUGGUUCACGCCAUUCAUUCUGAAACACAGACUCAGGAAACACACACACAGCUCAUCUACUGUUCUCCGGACACUUAUUGCAAAUUGGCCAGUAUGACAGAGGAAAGCCGGGGCAAACGGAGGAAACAAGCCAACCCCAAGAGAAGUAAAGUGGAGCGGGUGUGUUCGCUGGGCUCGGAGGGGGAGGAUGAGCAGGGGGGCGUGUGGAGCAUGGAGCCCCAGGACUGCCAGGGGAGUCCCGGCCUGACCCCCAGCCACGGGACGGUGGACACGGCAAGCCACUGCAGCAGCCGCUCACCACCGCCCCUAGCGCCGCCCACAGCGCCGCCCCACGGCCUCAGCGGCCCCGGGGGCAGGCAUCCCUGGGCCCUGCAGACCGCUGACCCGCUGGGGGGUGGGGGAGACGAGGGGGCCAUCGCCCUCCUGACCCCCAGAGACGGGGAACAUCAGCAGGGAGCCAUCGCUUACCAUCGUAAGACCACAGACUUCCCAUGUGCCUUAGAGGACCUGGCCCACUACGAGUUCCUGGCCCAGCUGAGGAAGGCCACCACCUCGGACGCCACCCAAAAUGGCGGCGACUCCCUCUACCACCGCCGGCAGCACGGCGGCGGUCGGCACGACGAGCUACCCCCUGCCAUCUGGUCCCCAGGGGCCCAGCACUGCUCCACUGAAACACUCGACGGGACCGACGGCGUGAGGGGCCCGCACGUGUCCUGUCCCUUCUGCCAGAGGAACUACCUGCAGGGGCCGGCCCUCACGCAGCACGUCAGAUCCUGCCCGGAGAAGCACGCCGCGCACAUGGUCUGCCCGCUCUGUGGAUACACUGCCACCUGCAGGGCCCAGAUGGAACAGCACCUGGUGCUGCACAACCAGGUCCACGACAAGAAUUCCAUCGGCUCGGACCAGGGCCCUGAGACCAGGAAGUUCAAAUGCCAGCAGUGUGGCAAGGCCUUCAAGUACAAACACCACCUCAAAGAACACCUGCGCAUUCACAGCGGUGAGAAGCCGUACCAGUGCUCCAACUGCAAGAAGCGCUUCUCCCACUCGGGUUCCUACAGCUCCCACCUGAGCAGCAAAAAGUGCCUGAGUGGAGGAGGAGGAGGAGGAGGAGGAGGAGGAGGAAACAUGGCUGAAGCUGCGGGCAUCUUCAACAGCCUCGUCAAAGCCUCCCACUUCCUCCCCAUCCACCACCACCGCCACCAACACCACCUCCACCACGCCUUCCCCACGUCUCCCCCUGCUGGCGGGGAGAGGAACUCAAACGGCCGGCACUCUCCGUUCUCUCCCAGCUCCUCAGACAGCCUGGUGUUCCCGGAGCCCCAGCGGCAGCAGCUGUUGUUGUUGUCCCCGCGGGGCGGCCCCCAGAAGCCCUCCGCGUUCCAAAGGGCCGGGGGCUUCUCCGGGCUGUGGGACCCCACGGCGGAGCUGAGGGCCAACGGGUUCAAGAGCACGGCCCUGCUGCCGUACCUCCAGUCAGGGGCCAAGUUCGAGGAGGUCCUGCAGAGGAUGCUCCACAGGGAGGGCAAGAGACCCCGGGAGGAGGGGGGGCUGGAGGAGGAGCAGGAGGAGGAGGAGGAGGAUGAGGAGGAGAGGGACAGAGCAGGAGGAAGAGGAGGAGGAAGAGGAACGGGAGCCGCCAUGGAGAAGAAGAGGCGGGUGACAGAGAACGGAGGCGGGAUGGCCGGGGAGGGGAGGGCCGUGCUGGGGGCGACGUGUCGCUGGUGCCUGCAGCUCUUCCCCAACGCGGCCGUGCUCCUGCAGCACGAGCGCUACCUCUGCAAGGUGACCCGGGGGGCGUCGGAGACCCCCGCCGGGGGCCCUCACGGCCAGGGCCACGCCUCUCCGCCCCUCCUCUUCUCCAGAGCCUCCUUCCCGCCGGCCGACGGCCGCCCUGCGGACACGUCGCCCAGGCGGAAGCCCCCCCUCCGCCCCGCGGCCCCCCAGCAGCUCCUGUUCCCCGCGCAGUCCUCCCCGACCCGGCCCCGCCCCGACGCCCUGUCCCCGUACUCCUACUGGCCCGGGCAGCCGGGCCUCAGCCCCGCCCCUCCAAUCAGCCCGUCCGCACCGCUGCCCUCCCCCAAGGCCAGGAUCAGAGUCCCUCCCGCCGGGUCGGGUUCGCCUCUCUGCCUCGCCGCCCCCUGCGCCCGCCCCCCCGGGGUCUCCCCGCCUCAGCACCAGACGGCCCGCCACCUCAAGGGGAGCUGGCCCGGGGGCUCUCAGAACGACCAGCCUCUGGACCUCUCCCUGCCCAGGCAGCCCUCCGGCGGAGACGCCGGGGGCCACACCUCCAACGGGAAGCCCGCCAAAGAGGAGAGGGUGGAGGCGGAGCCCCAGCAGAGGACCAUCCUGAGUCCCGGCCGGCCCCUCUUACACCCCCACCACCUGGCCUUCGGAGGGGGCGGCGCGCCCCUGUUUGGGUACGACGGGUUCUCGAUGCUCGGCCCCAGGGCCCAGGCGGCCCUGGCUCUGCAGGGACACAAAGGCCUGGCGUCUCUUCCCCUGGGUCACCCGGCACACAGCGCAGACUUCCUCUCGCCCAUGGCCUACGUGAUGGAGAGAGACACCGAGGCCAUGCUGAAGAGAAUCCACCAGGACAGGCAUGCUCUUGUGAGCGAGGCCUUGAGUCGCGGUGUUCCGGACUGCCGCUCCCUGGGGGACGAGGGGACGGAGGGGGAGGCAGGACCGGGCCGCAAGAGGCUGAGGAAGACGGAGGAAGGCCUGUACGCCUGUGACAUCUGCCAGAAGACCUUCCAGAAGAGCAGCUCGCUCCUGCGGCACAAAUAUGAGCACACAGGCAAACGUCCUCACGAGUGCCAGAUCUGCAGCAAGGCGUUCAAGCACAAGCACCACCUCAUAGAGCACAGCAGGCUGCACUCGGGGGAGAAGCCCUACCAGUGUGACAAGUGCGGCAAGCGCUUCUCCCACUCGGGCUCGUACUCCCAGCACAUGAACCACCGCUACGCCUACUGCAGCCGGGACCAGGAGCCCGACCAGGACCCGGACCAGGACCACGACAUGCCCCUCACCCCGGACGGGACGGGGACGGGCAGCGAUUUCGGGGCACAACUGCCCGCCGGCGAGACCCCCCCCUCUCUGGAUGACUCCCAGACCCCUCACUCCUUCCUCAGCGACUCCAGCCUGGACGGGGGGCACGUUGGGCUGAUGAGCAGGGAGGAGGAGGAGGAGGAGGAGGAGGAGGAGGAGGGGGAGGAGGAGGAGGAGGAGGAGGACGGUUACAAUAUAAUUGUGUACAGGAUGAGUGACAGUUGCGCUGAGGAGGCACGGAAAGGUGCGCCGGGAGGAGAGGAGGCGGGGGGGCGGGGCCUGGGGGAGCCGUUGGCCGUGCAGGAACACCCGGCCCACGGCCUCGUGCUUCAAGGGCUGGGAGGGGCCAGGGGGGCGGAGAGAGCAGAGCUCCAGCAGUGGAGCGACAAAACAGGGCAACAGAAUGCAGCUGUGGAACAUAAACUGGGCCUGGACGCCGCUGAAUCGUGAAUCGACAAAGACAAUUAAUAUCCAAAUAUUUUUUUUAAGGUUUAUAUUAUGCGUGUCCUUAUUAUUAUUGCCCUCAAUGCGUCCGUUUUUGGGUAUCCCUAUAUUUAUGCCGGAUAAAAUAUCCUCAUCUUUCCGUCAACUCAUUAAAAACGACGCUGUUAGAACCAUAACAACAUCAAGGCUAUGCAAGCUAUAAAAUGUAAAAGAUUUUUCUAUGCAAUAUUAUACAAUCAUCUGACAAACUUGUUUUCAAUCCUUUUUCUUUCUCCAAUUUCUUUGUCC